CAAAAAUAUACUAAAGCUUCAGAUAUAUAUAGUUUUGGAAUGAUUAUGUGGGAGUUUAUGACAGGUAGAAGACCUUUUUGGGAUCGAAAUCAUGAUACAUAUCUAAUUAUUGAUAUAAUUGAUGGUUUACGACCACCAAUUGUCACAUAUGCACCCGAAGGAUUUACUGAAUUAAUGAUAGAAUGUUGGGAUUCUAAUCCGGAUAAAAGACCAACAGCUGAUGAUAUAUAUAGUAGAAUUUGUGAAAUGUAUCGGAAAGAAGGUCUCAAUAGUCCAACUAAAAUUAUAGAAUCAUCAGAUAUUGGACCUGUUCAAAAAAAUAAUCCUGGUGCCAUUUAUAAGAGUAGACCUUUAAGUGCCAUGAUUAAUUCUGCAAUGUCUUUAAGGAGUUUAAGAAGUCGAUCUAUUAACUUAGAAAAAGUCAAAUGAAAGUUUGAAGAUAAU
This is a messenger RNA of Rhizophagus irregularis DAOM 181602=DAOM 197198, 444 nucleotides long. RefSeq lists its product as uncharacterized. The record is from RefSeq and is a predicted model, not a curated record. Lineage: Eukaryota; Fungi; Glomeromycota; Glomeromycetes; Glomerales; Glomeraceae.